UAACGCAGGGGAUGCCUGGGUGGCUGCCCCUGCGCUACCAAGCAGUCUACGCCCGCGAGUGCCAGUCUGUGCUCCGGCUCCCACCCCGCCCUCUCGACCAUGUACGACCCCGAGCGCGGCUGGAGCUUGUCCUUCUCGGGCUGCGGCUUCCUGGGCUUCUACUACGUGGGGGCGACCCGCUGCCUGAGCGAGCGCGCCCCGCACCUCCUGCACGACGCACGCAUGUUCUUCGGCUGCUCGGCCGGGGCGCUGCACGGGGUCACCUUCCUGGCAGGAGUCUCGAUCGACCUGGCUCUGCAGAUGCUCAUGGACCUGGUCCGCAAGGCCACAGCUCGGAGGAUGAGCACCCUGCAUCCAUCCUUCAAUCUGGGCAAAUGCUUGCGAGACGGCCUGGAGGAGAUCCUCCCCGACAAUGUGCACCAGCUCGUCUCUGGCAAAAUCUGCAUCUCGCUCACCAGAGUGUCCGACAGGGAGAACGUGCUGGUGUCUGAGUUUCGGUCCAAAGAGGAAGUUGUGGAUGCUUUGCUGUGUUCUUGCUUCAUCCCUUUCUUCAGCGGCAUCAUCCCUCCAACCUUCAGGGGUGUGCGAUACAUGGAUGGAGGCGUGAGCAACAACCUACCCAUCCUGGACACCCGAACGACCAUCACGGUGUCCCCCUUCUAUGGGGAGUGCGACAUCUGCCCUAAGGUCAAGUCUACCAACUUCCUUCACGUGACCUUCACCAACCUCAGCUUCCGCCUGUGUUUGGGGAACCUCUACCUCCUCUCCAGGUCCUUCUUUCCUUCCAAUGUCAAGGUGAUGGGGGAGAUCUGCCUUCGAGGCUACCUGGAUGCGCUCCGGUUCUUGGAGGAGAAUGGCAUCUACCAUGGGCCCCAGCCCUGCCUGAAGUACCCGGAGGAAGAGGCAGAACUCGACGUCACAGAGGCCUGCCUGGAAGGGCCGGGCCCGGGUCCUGCUGAGGGUGAGGAGCUGCUGGAGCACCUGCGCCUCAGCAUCCUGCCCUGGGACGAGCGCAUCCUGGACUCCCUGUCGCCCCCACUCACUGCGGCCCUGAACAAAGCAAUUAAAGACCCAGGUGGCUUCCUGAGCAAAGUGGGCAACUUGCUGCCCGUCAGGAUCCUGUCCUACGUGCUGCUGCCCUGCACCCUGCCCGUGGAGUCUGCCAUUGCCACCGUCUGCAGACUGGUGAUGUGGCUUCCCCACAUCCCUGAUGAUGUCCAGUGGCUGCAGUGGUUGACAUCCCAGGUCUACGCCCGUGUGACGACCUGUCUGCUCCCUGCUUCCAGGUCCCAGGUGCCAGAGAGUGGCCAACACGCUUCCCCACGCACCACGGAAGGCAGCUCUUCGGGCCUGUAGACUGCGGGUGGCCAGGAGGGUGCGCCCCAUUCUAGGUCCAGCCUGCCCCUCUGCUGGGCAGCAUCCUUGGGGAGAGGAACCUGCCUUCCCUGCUUUCCCAGAAGGGGGUUUCUGGAUCACUUGAGGAGGCAUCCAGGGGACCCUUGGCGGUGCUGAGCCUUCUCACCUCAGUGCAGCUGUCCUGGCCCUGCUGUAUGUGAGCUCUGGAUCCUAGCCUCUUUGCUGAAUCGAUCUGUCCCUUAUCCGAAGGCAGUGGGUUCGGUAAUGGGCAGUUGGGAGUCCGUGCUCACACUGCUCUGGUAUUUAGGCAUCAGUUGGCUCUGAUGGUUGGAAAAUGUCACCAGAAAGCCAGGUGGCUCUGAUGACUGGCUGUGUUUCACAACCUGCUCGUAGCUGGGCGGUACCAAGGAUGGCCCGGUGCCGAGCAUAGCAGGGACCAUGAGCCGUGAACUUGCUCAGGCAGCCGUCAGGGCAGAGCAUGGGAUAUGAUCGGCACCAUGGAGGCCCCUCCUGCCCUUGGCAUUAAGAUGAUAAUUUAUCUACACCCACAGCACCCUUUUGGCCUAGCUAAAAUAUUUCCUAAAGAGUUUUGCAUAAACAGGCAAGGGAAUAUAGCCACUGAAUUAUAAAAUUUUGUGAAUUUGUGAAAUCUUCAUAGAGUAAGCCUUAAGAUACGACUACUGGGGGAGCGGGGUGAGGCACCCUGGUCCACUUUGGGCAGGAGCCAAACAGAAUGGAAACUUUCACUUUCUUUCUUCGGGAGCCAUUGACGUGAACUUGGCUUAAUUUCCGCAGGCUUCCGGUCGGAGUCCUUUUCUCUCUCUGCAUCUCUCCACACUGUGGUCUCCCACUGUGCCAGCCUUAGUGGAGACACAGGCUUGAGGUGGGGACCUACCUUCUUCUCAGGUGCAGGGGCACAUCUGAGUGCAGCAGCAGGAAAGAAAAUGACCCGAUUCAACUCCUCCACCCUGGAAAGUUGAACUCUGGCCUACGCUGGCUGUGCCAGUGCACUGGGGUCCAAGCUGCAGGCACUUUGAUGAGCCCUGGAAGAGGGGGUGUGGUUGCAAGGCAAACUCACCUGACGUGUUCUCUGUGAAAAGCUCCCUCCCUCAGGGUGUGCACUGAGCUUCCCAGCUUCCCUCUGUCCUAUAAGGGCUCGCUCUGCCCCCAAAGUGAUGGAAGGACCAGGGCGCGGGACGCUCUCCACCACCUGUCCCAGAAGUGGGCCCUGGGAUGCUGGAGUGGGCUGGCAGAGGCCUUGUCUGACACCCGGGAGGCACAGCCGGGUGCCAAGUUUCCCUUGGAUUUCUUCUGUGUGGAGCCCCUGAAGGGUCAGCCUUGGGCGUGGCAGAUUCAACCCGGCCUGAGCGGUACUUAAUUAGAGCACAGGCAGACUUUAGAUUCUUAUCAGGAAAGCCAUCCCAUGGCUGACUGGAUUACACCGGGCUUAUUUCUACCCACUUUUUAAUUUUUUUUGUCCUUCUAAUGAAUAUAAUUAGGGUUUUUUUUUCUUUUAAA
Fukomys damarensis (Damara mole-rat) is the source of this 2874-nucleotide messenger RNA. It is a transcript of the gene Pnpla3, whose product is annotated as patatin like phospholipase domain containing 3. Gene Ontology annotation, biological process: triglyceride catabolic process; lipid homeostasis. The transcript has 9 exons. Gene Ontology annotation, cellular component: lipid droplet; cytoplasm; membrane. Gene Ontology annotation, molecular function: triacylglycerol lipase activity. The record is from RefSeq and is a predicted model, not a curated record. NCBI's taxonomy places the organism in Eukaryota, Metazoa, Chordata, Mammalia, Rodentia, Bathyergidae. Bases 100 to 1356 code for a protein of 418 amino acids.